This is a messenger RNA of Vitrella brassicaformis, 3178 nucleotides long. NCBI's taxonomy places the organism in Eukaryota, Vitrellaceae. The record is from the annotation of a GenBank genome assembly.
CUUCAUCCUUCGUGCUGAUCUUGGCCCAUCCGCCACACCAGCAAUGGCAGAUUCGGGCGACAAGAGUCACAUCUACUACGGCGCCAUCCAGUUGGAGGGCCUGCAGGACCGAGGCAAGGCAGACAAAGACCAAGACAUCGACAAGGAUGAGGGUGAGGACAUCCUCAUGGAGGAUGCAGCAGCGGGUGCUGCAGCAGGUGGUGGUGAGGAGGGUGAGCAUGAGAUGGAGUUGUCUGAGGCGGCGCAGGAGUCCAUCGCUAAGCACCAGAGGACCAUGCAGGCAUUCAGCCAGCAGCAGAGGGCUAAAGCUAUCGCGGUCAGUCAGAGGGACAGAGAGGGGAGGAAGGCAACACCAUACCAUGCUGGCGAUGUGUGAUGGAAUUGGUGUGCGUCUGAUGUGUUUGUUGUGUGCAGGCUCCCACUCAGGACAUGGAUGUGCGCAAGAUGCUGCGACAGCUGGGCGAACCCAUCACACUCUUCGGAGAGGGGGUAAGCUGAGCAACACGACACGACACGACACAACGCCCAUUCUCAUGCUCAUGCUCUCUCUCACUGCGUCCAUCUGUCAGCCUGGCGAGCGUCGUCAGCGGCUCAAGGAGCUCCUGGCCAAGAUGGAGGAGGAGGACCCCGACGCCCUCACCGCCCUCCUCGGCCAACACCUGGCCCCCCCGCCUCCCGCAUCCGCACUCCCUGCCGCAGGCGGGCAAUCCAUUUCCAAGCCGCCCAGCGCCCUGGUCCCAGGUGCUGCUGCCAGGGAGCCGGUGGUGCCGACGAGCAUUGAGGAGCAGACGAGUGUCUUUUACACGGAGGGCAGCGAUGCGCUCAAGCAGGCGAGGAUCAAGAUCGCCCAGUACUCUGUGCCUGCGUAAGGACAGACAGGGACACAGAGAGCGGGAGAGGGAGAAUGGAUGUGGGGGGCGGGGUUUGUGUGUGUGUGUGUGUGUGUGUGUGCAGAGCUGCGAGUCGGUUGAGGCGUGAGCGCCUGUUGCGGUCGAAGCUGGAUCCUCUUGAGUAUGAGGAGUCGCUCAGGGACUACCAGACUCACCUUCAGGUGGGUGGGCCCACAACACAGCACAAGAAGCGCCAAGAUGGGUCGGGUCGCAUGUCCGUCCGGACAUCUGCGUUGUUUGCCUCAUGUAUGUUUGUGUCGUGUGUCAGAGUUUCAGCGUGAGCGUGAGUCAGGUGGGCGACGACCGGCCACUCACAGGCGGAUCCUUCGCACCCAACGACGAAUACCUAGCUACAUGUACACGACACACACAUCCAACACACAUCACCUCAAUUCACACAGCCAUUCCCUCUCUCCUUCUCUGUGUGUGUGUGUGUCCCAUCCGUCCAUGCAGGCAGCUGGGCAGGGUUGGUGAAGCUAUGGCGGCUGCCGUCGUGCGAUGCGGCGUGGACCUUCAGGUGCCACACAGACAGGCUGCACGGGGUUGCGUGGCAUCCUGCAUACAAGGGGGGGACUGAGGGAGGCAGGGCGCCGGCAAACAUCCACAUCGCAUCAGGUCAUCAGAACAAAUGGAUGGAUGGAUGGAUGGAUGGAUUGUUGCUCCGUGUGUGUGUGUGUGCAGGUGGUGCUGACAUGAAGGUGAUGUUGUGGAGGGUGCCUGAGGACGGCCACGAGCCAGGCACAGUCGCAGAACCGGCACACACUCUGGAAGGUUGGUGGGUGACACACAACAUACACACGACACUGCAACCAGCAGCACCCAUGUAUGUGUGUGUGUCGGUUGGUUCAGGUCACGAGGACCGCAUCAAUCGCGUGGCGUUUCACCCCAGUGGAUUGUAUGUGGGCAGCACGAGCCACGACCUCACAUGGCGGCUGUGGGACAUACACACACGGCAGGAGCUCCUACUGCAGGAGGGACACGCACGGUCAGUCAGUCAGCACCACACCGACACAGACAGGCAGACAGACGAGAGAGCCGCCUUCCAUGUGUCUGUCGUGUGUCACGUGUGUGAUCAGCGGUGUGUAUCCGAUAUGUUUUCACCCCGACGGUUCUCUGGCGGUGACGGGCGACCUCGGGGGCGCCAUUUGGGUGUGGGACAUGCGCACCGGCAAGACCGUCCUCCCACUCAAGGUAUGUAUCAUCACCCACAGAGAGAGAGAGAGAGAUCCACGUGUCUGUCUGCCUGCCUGCAAUCCGCGUGUGUGUGUAAAUGCAUCAAUCAGGGUCACGUCAAGCAGGUCCUCAGCAUUGACUUCAACCCAAGAGGUGAGUGAUUACAUCACUCACACCCAGCCACACACCAUGUCAACCAACAUUGGGACGCUGUCGUGUUGUGUCGUGUUGUGUUGUGUUGGCUGCGAUGCGUCAGGUUGUUUCGAGCUGGCCACCGCGUCGGAUGACCACACUGUGCGGAUAUGGGACCUCAGGAAACGCAAGUAAGUACCACAGGCCCUAGUGGAUGGAUGGCAUCUCCGGUCUGUCUCGUUCUCUUUCAUGGCAUCGUCUCUAUGUCUGUCUGUCUGUCUGUCUGUCUGUCUGCAGGAGUGUGCACACCCUCCUGGCCCACACCAAGCUCGUGUCAGACUGCAAAUACGAGGUACGUCGCACACAGACAGGACACGCAGCGACCAACGGCACACACACCCGGCGGACACACACCCAAUGUCUUAUCUCUGUGUGUGCGAUGUGAUGUGUGUGAGCAGCCGCGUCGCGGUCGUUUCCUGCUGACGUCAUCGUACGACUGCUUCGCCAAGCUGUGGCACCCUACGGACUGGAAGUGCAGCAAGACACUCGCCGGACACGAGGCACGCAUCAUGGCCGCGGACAUCUCCAACAGUGAGUGCAGCACGUACACAGACACAGGCCACGUGUGCACACGAGACCGACCUGUGGGUGUGGUGUGUUGGGAUGUCUGCAGGUGGGUCGAUGAUAGCGACGGUGUCGUUUGACCGGACGUGGAAGCUGUGGACGACGGCAGGCGAGUGGACUGGCAUGGACAUUGAACACCUCGUCGACUGAAUGAAUGAGUGAAUGAUGAAUGAAUGGACCGACCAUGGACAGAUGCAUGUGCCCAUGACCGAUGCGCAGAGAUGAGACACGUGCGCGUGUGUGUCUCCAGGAGAGGAUGAUGUAUGUAUAGCUGCCCCUCUCUCAAUGGGUCUGCACUUCAUUGCGACCGGCUUGCAUUGAAGUGGAUGGAUACAAGCGAAAAUAAACCCUCAUGAUUC